Selaginella moellendorffii is the source of this 1245-nucleotide messenger RNA. Its product is annotated as ribosome production factor 1. The record is from RefSeq and is a predicted model, not a curated record. Gene Ontology annotation, biological process: maturation of 5.8S rRNA; maturation of LSU-rRNA. Lineage: Eukaryota; Viridiplantae; Streptophyta; Lycopodiopsida; Selaginellales; Selaginellaceae. Gene Ontology annotation, molecular function: rRNA primary transcript binding. The transcript has 11 exons. The coding region runs from base 32 to 1009 and encodes 325 amino acids. Gene Ontology annotation, cellular component: nucleolus; preribosome, large subunit precursor.
CGCAAUAAACCCUAAUCUAGGUUAUCUCGCAAUGGGGACGAAGCGGCUGAGGGAAGACGAUGGCGAGGGCAAGAAGCCGUCCCUGAUCAGGAACAAGGAGCGCCGAUCGGAGGCGUUCGCGCAGCUCAAGCGCGAGAAGAAGAAGGCGAAGAAGCUGCGAAUCAAGGCUCGGGAUGCGCGGGAAAAGGAAUGCAUUGAGCUCGGAGAAGCUCCUCCUCCGAGAAAAACGCCACGAACGAUUGAGAAUACUCGCGAACCGGAUGAGACGAUUGUCCGACCCGAUGACGAUGAGCUGCUUGCGGACAUCGCGACGGAUGAAUUCGCGGAGCAUUUUAACCGGGACAAAUCUCCGAAGCUCCUGAUAACAACUUGCAGGAAGUGCUCAAAGAGAACUUUCAAGCUGAUAUUGGAGCUCCAAAGUGUCAUUCCAAACACGGAGUACUACAAGCGGAAUAAACGCAGCCUUAAACAGCUUGUGAAGGAUGCUACUGAACAAGACUUUACAGCGAUAGUUGUGAUUCAUGAGAACCGCAGAGAGCCCGAUGGAAUGGUGAUUGUUAAUUUACCCGAAGGACCUACGGCCCAUUUCAGGCUCUCGAAUCUUGUACUAAGAAAGGAGAUUAAGAAUCAUGGACGGCCAACGAGUCAUCUCCCAGAGCUUAUUCUUAACAACUUCACAACCAGCCUGGGCCAUCGAAUUGGAAGGAUGUUCGCAUCCUUGUUCUAUCAAGAUCCCAACUUUCGCGGCCGCCGUGUAGUCACUUUUCACAACCAGCGCGACUACAUAUUUUUCCGGCAUCACAGGUACGUGUUCGAGCCGAAGGAGACGAAGCAGAAGGGAGAGCAAAAGAAGAAAACUGCUGUGAUUGCUCGGCUCCAGGAAUGUGGCCCACGCUUCACACUCAAGUUGCUAAGCUUGCAGCACGGCACCUUUGAUACAAAGCAUGGCGAGUACGAAUGGGUACACAAGCCAGACAUGGACACGAGUCGCAGGAGAUUCUUCCUUUAAGCAAAGAAGGCGAGAAAAAGAGAGAGCGGAAGAACUGUUCUUCCGAAAGAUGAUCCAUUUCUUCGUGGGAGUUGUACGGAGAUGGAGAGGCGAGCGUGCGGCCCAGAUGCGAGGAUCCCCCCCUCUAAUAACGUAAUUAUUGGAAUGCCCGGAGAGAGGGGGCAAGAUGACGCUCGGAAUUUUUUGUUUUUUACCUCCAUGGUUAAAAAAUUUUGCAGGGAAGAGUUUACCACGCA